AUGCUGCGCCUGCAGCAACUCGCCGGCACCGCGCGCACGCGGACGCCUGCCGCCGUCAGGACCAGCCUGCGUCCUCCAGCUGCCCGCUUGUCCGCCGCCAGGUGCUCAUCCACCUCCUCCUCGACCACCAUCGCCCUGCGGAGAAGACCGCUGGCCCCGAACUCCCUGGCGCGUCUCAAAAACAACAAGGUGCCGAACUUCUUCAGUCGUCCCAUUUCUACAAACCAUGUCCCACCACGCACGCCCGCCGCCCUCAGAGCCCUCUACAAGACUGCCGCUUGGUUGGGUAUUUUCAUUAUUGUUGGCGGCACCAUAGUGGUUACCUUCUUCAUCUACGACGCUACCACAUAUAAAGAGGGCCCCUUCAACGAGGACAUUCACGUUUCCGAGCUUGCCCUCUUUCCCCGGAAAGGAGGUCCCAAAAACCUGCCCAUUGCCGAGCAUUUGGUCGACGAUGACGACAGCCCGGAAAAAAAGGAGCAAAAGCACAAGCCGAAGCUGGUAAUUCUGGGUACCGGAUGGGGUAGCAUUUCCCUGCUAAAGGGCUUGAAUCCUGACGACUACCACAUUACCGUUGUUGCGCCCUCCAAUUACUUCCUUUUCACUCCGAUGCUUCCGUCCGCCACCGUGGGCACGCUGGAGCUCAGGUCGCUGGUCGAACCGGUGCGGCGCAUAAUAGCGGGCAAGAACGGUCAUUUUUUCAAGGGCAAGGCAGUUGAUGUAGAAUUCUCGGAAAAGCUGGUCGAGGUCGCGGGCGUCGGUCCCCACGGUGAAGAAGAACACUAUUACCUGCCCUACGACAAGCUGAUCAUUGGCGUUGGCUCCGUAACCAAUGCCCACGGCGUCAAGGGCCUCGAGAACUGCCAUUUUCUCAAGGAUAUUACCGAUGCACGCUUGAUCCGGAACUCCGUGAUUCAGAACUUGGAAGCCUCGUGCCUGCCUACGACCACGGAUGAGGAGCGUCGUCGUCUUCUCUCUUUUGUUGUGUGCGGAGGCGGACCUACUGGUGUCGAAUUCGCAGCCGAGCUUUACGACAUGCUCAACGAGGAUUUGACCAAAUUUUUCCCCAAAAUUCUUCGAUCAGAGAUUUCAGUGCACGUAAUCCAGAGCAGAGGACACAUUCUUAACACGUACGACGAGGCUCUUUCGAGAUACGCUGAGGCCCGCUUUGCCCACGACCAAGUCGAUGUUCUUACAAACUCCAGAGUGAAGGAGGUCCGCGAAGACAAGAUUCUCUUUACGCAGAAGGACGAGAAGGGAAAGGUUAUCGUCAAGGAACUGCCCAUGGGCUUCUGCCUGUGGUCAACUGGUGUGGCACAAACCGAUUUCUGUGCAAGACUGGCCAAGAAGCUCGACGGACAAAACAACAGACACGCUCUGGAGACCGACGCCCACUGCCGUGUUGUAGGAGCACCCCUAGGCGAUGUCUACGCUAUCGGCGACUGCUCUACCGUGCAGAACAACGUGUCUGACCACAUCGUAACCUUCCUGCGUACGCUUGCUUGGGAGAAGGGCAAGAACCCGGAGGACAUGCACAUCUCUUACUCGGACUGGCGGCUGGUCGCCAAGCGCGUGAGGGCACGCUUCCCGCAAUCGGCAGACCAUCUGCGCCGUCUCGACAAGCUGUUCGAGCAGUACGACAAGGACAAGAGCGGCACUCUCGACUUCGGCGAGCUGCACGAGCUGCUGCGCCAGAUUGACUCGAAGCUGACCUCGCUCCCGGCCACGGCCCAGCGCGCCCAUCAGCAGGGCCAGUACCUGGCGCGCAAGUUCAACGCCAUUGCGCGCGCCGCCCCCGGCAUGCGCAUGAACCAAAUCGAUUACGGUGACCUUGACGAAGCAACCUACAAGGCGUUCGAGUACAGGCAUCUCGGCUCGCUUGCGUACAUCGGUAACGCCGCCAUUUUUGAUAUAAACGGCCUCAACUUCUCUGGUGGCCUGCUGGCUGUCUACCUUUGGCGUAGCGUCUACUUCGCGCAGAGCGUGAGCUUGCGGACGAGAAUCCUGCUCGCCAUGGAUUGGACCAAGAGAGCCUUGUUUGGACGAGACCUCAUGAACUUCUAG
Molecule: messenger RNA, 2064 nt
Organism: Lasiodiplodia theobromae
Lineage: Eukaryota; Fungi; Ascomycota; Dothideomycetes; Botryosphaeriales; Botryosphaeriaceae
Product: NADH-ubiquinone oxidoreductase
Exons: 5
Coding region: 1-2064 (687 amino acids)
Molecular function (GO): NADH dehydrogenase activity; calcium ion binding
Source: RefSeq, a predicted model, not a curated record